Messenger RNA from Arvicola amphibius (Eurasian water vole), 1050 nucleotides. It is a transcript of the gene Pnma6a, whose product is annotated as PNMA family member 6A. The record is from RefSeq and is a predicted model, not a curated record. NCBI's taxonomy places the organism in Eukaryota, Metazoa, Chordata, Mammalia, Rodentia, Cricetidae.
AUGGUGGUGGAGAUGCUCUAGAACUGGUGCAGGUGGAUGGGUGUCAGCAUUCGUAGGGGCUUGCUUAUCCUGAGCAUCCUGGAGGACUGCAGUGAAGAUGAAUUCCAAGGGUCCUUGCAGGCUGCCCUGUGGCCCAUGGGCCACUUCACUGUGCUUGGCAAAGUGUUUCCUGAGGAGGAUAAUGCCACUGCAGCCCUGGUUGAGCUCGACCAGGAAGUCAACUAUGCUUUGGUCCCAAGGGAAAUCCUAGGCAUGGGGGGAGGGCGCAGGGGCUGGAACAUUGUCUUUGUGCUUAGUUGCUCCAGCGAGGAGUUUCUUGGUUGUAUUUUCCACUUCCUGGAGCAACAGGGGGAGACAGUGGACAGUGUACCUGGAGACCUGGGUCUGGAGCUAGACAGAGUGUGCAGGCUCCAGUGUCAGGCAAUCCAACCAUGCGUGAAUACCUUGCGGUACCAGUGCUUGGGUAUGUUUUCUGGGAGCGUUCAGCCAGCCCCUGGGGAGGAAUCCUUUGAGGCCUGGCUAGACCACACCACUGACAUGUUUCAGGUGUGGCAAAGGGUCUCAGAAAAGGAGAAGAGAAGACAAUUGCUAGAGGGCUUGUGGGGAACUGCUUUGUACCUUGUACAUGGGCUGUUAGCAGAGAAUUCAGCAAAGACUGCAGAGAACUGCCUAGAUACUAUGACCCGAGUAUUUGGAGACAAUGAGUCUCAGGCCACCACUGGAAUCAAGCGUCUGACUGCAAAACAGCAGUCGGAUGAGCAGCUCUCUGCCUUUGUGUUGAAGCUAGAAGUCCUGCUGCAGAAAGCCAUCCAGAAAGGUACUCUCAAGAGAACCUCCGCAGAUGAUUUGCGCCUGAGGCAGAUGCUCACCAGGGCUAACCUGAAUGAGCCUUUGGAGGAAGCUCUGAGGAGGCUAAGAAUGAUUGGCAGAUCUCCAACUUUCCUGGAGUUGUUGGGGCUCAUACAGGAAUCUGAGGAAUGGGAGGCAAGAUUAGCCAGCAACAUGGAAGCCCAUGUGGAGGAUGAAGCUGGUGAUCUGGUUUCUGUUUAG